Triticum urartu is the source of this 614-nucleotide messenger RNA. The record is from RefSeq and is a predicted model, not a curated record. Lineage: Eukaryota; Viridiplantae; Streptophyta; Magnoliopsida; Poales; Poaceae.
CCUCUCUCCCUUCCAACAAGCACGAUCAUCAUCUUUCAGAGUAAUGUCCAAAAAGGCAAAGAAAGUUCAGAGUUCUCAGCCUUUCGGGCCCGGGGGAGGAUUGGAAUUGAAAGAUGGUGUUGAUGCAUCUGGAAGGCCAGCCAAGGGGAAGGGCGUCUACCAGUUUGCCAGCAAGUAUGGAGCAAAUGUUGAUGGGUACAGCCCAAUAUAUAACCCAGAAGAAUGGUCUCCAAGUGGUGACUACUAUGCGGGAGGUAAGCACACACAAGUAUCCGGAAACAAUGAUCUUAAAGCUCUCGCUUCAGUUGACUCUUUUCUUUGGGAAAGAAAUAACAUUCAUGCCUUGGUUUAUGCAGGAAAGACAGGGUUGUUGCUCUGGGUGGUUACUCUUGCUGGAAUUCUGCUGGGUGGUGCUCUGCUUGUUUACAAUACUAGUGAUUUGGCUUCUUGAAGCCUGGUAUAGCAAACCAGAUUAUGUACCAUGCAAGGAUUUACAUCAUCUAGGUAGAUAUUCGGACUAUAUGUUGUGCAAUUGUGUACCAUGCAAGGAUUAUGGACCAUGCAAGGAUCUCCUUAUACUAUACUUAAUUACCAAAAGCGAUAAGUUUCCAAUA